CAAGAAAAUGUCUUUUCAAGGUUUCCAAACUGUUGUGAAAGGGGAAGCUUCUGAGACAGAUGAUGAAGAGGAAUUGUAUGUGUCCUCUGUUCCAUCAAGUUCAUUUUCUAGCCUGUGUGGUGUGAAAGUCCAAGGAGAAGCAUCAGAGACAGAUGAUGAUGAGGACCCUGCUGAGAAGAUAAAGCCACCACCUCGUACUAUACCCAAGGACCUCCCACCUCUGGUGGUCAUGAGAGACAUUGGUGAAGAUUCUCCAGUUGGAUUAGAAGAGAAGCCUACAGUUAAUAUUAGGCAACAAGGUCGCUACAGUUCACUGCUGCAGCAGAAACUUCUAGAGAGCAAUGCCCGACUCUAUCAUGAUGUCAACAACGCCAUCAGACAAGUUUAUCACACGGCUACCAGUGAAAUACGGACCUUGACCAGUCAGCUCAGCAACUCCCAAACUGGCAUCAUCAAUGCAUCUCACAGUAUCAGGCUCGCUCUUGAGGACUUGAAAGGGGUUUUGGAAAAAAUUGACAUUAUUACUACCUGCAAUUUGCUUCCAGAUAUUCAGAUUUAAAGGGAUAUGAAACCCAAAAUGUUAUUUUGUGAUUC
Messenger RNA from Bombina bombina (fire-bellied toad), 594 nucleotides. RefSeq names its product biogenesis of lysosome-related organelles complex 1 subunit 3-like. The record is from RefSeq and is a predicted model, not a curated record. Gene Ontology annotation, cellular component: BLOC-1 complex. NCBI's taxonomy places the organism in Eukaryota, Metazoa, Chordata, Amphibia, Anura, Bombinatoridae. Bases 8 to 559 code for a protein of 183 amino acids. The transcript has a single exon.